Brachypodium distachyon (stiff brome) is the source of this 6059-nucleotide messenger RNA. Its product is annotated as myosin-11. The transcript is spliced from 9 exons. Bases 244 to 5475 code for a protein of 1743 amino acids. NCBI's taxonomy places the organism in Eukaryota, Viridiplantae, Streptophyta, Magnoliopsida, Poales, Poaceae. The record is from RefSeq and is a predicted model, not a curated record.
GUUAAGCUCCCGGCCCGUUUUGCUAAACCAGGCGCUAACUCCUCGCCGCCUCCCAUGGUUUUCUCGUCUCGAAUCCCCCAAUCCAUUCCCUCCUCUCCCGUCUCGGCGUCCCGUCGACGAGCGAAAUGAUCCGCACCGUGCCGCGGCGGGGAAGGCGCGACCGGCCGGGCCACUCUUAGGUGGUGAUUCGGCGGCGCGAGCGAACGAGUCUCCAGACGCGGCCGGGCGUGGAGGGGAGGCGGGAUGUCGAAGCUGAAACUGGCCCUCUCGCAGGAUGGGCACGGCGAGCGAAUGGAGUUCAGGUUCUCCGGCCUCCGCGCCGUCAAGGUACCAGUAGUAUCAGAUAGGCUACUCAUUAAAAUUAUUUCAGUGGUCAAUGGAACAACAAUUGCCAAGUCCAGUAAAGCGGCUGCCCUUAAUGGGAUCUGUCAAUGGCCUAAAUCCAUCCUGGUACCAAUGUGGUUUUCUCAAGAUGAAGUGUCGAAAGAAUUUCACGAGCGUCAGUGCAAGAUCGUUGUUUCCAUGGGAUCAUCAAAAACUGCUGUUCUCGGGGAAGUUUUCCUAAAUUUGACUAACUAUCUCAGUUCAUCAGACUCGACGGCUAUCUCGUUGCCGUUGAAGAGGUGCAAUUCUGGCACAGUUUUACAGCUUAAAAUUCGUUGUCUUGGUGCAAGGUCUAAACCAAGUGGGCGAUUAUGGGACGAACUAUCUCUUCGUCUUGAUGACUGUAGUCCAACCGAAGAUGAUAUGGGCAUAAAGUCAGACGGCUCUAACAGUAUGUUGAACAAGAGUGCUCAAUCUUUAUCAGAAAUUCAUUUAGGAAGUGUUUACCAAGAUGAAGCUGGAAAUGGGGAUGCAAGUUUCUCAGCACCAGAGUCUCAUCAAAAUUCUAAUUCUGGAGAUGGCACCACAAACAGAGAAGUUCCGUCUCCUAGGGACAACUCAAAUGAGGGAUCUCUCAUGGGGAGGCAAGACUCUGCUAGUUAUGCCAGCCAUGAUUAUGCAGAUCAUGGUGAUGAUUCAUCCAGAAGUAUCCUCGACACCGCCGAAGAAACAACUGAAGACGGCAAAAAAAUGUUGGAGAGACAUUCUGGCAAUUUUAAAAUCGAAACUGAGACAGUGAAGAAUGAGUGUGCUGACAAACCCAAGCAACAGGCUGAGAUAGCGCUCGAACUUUCUGCUUCAUAUUCUGAACAGGAUUCCUUAAGACAAGAAAUGGAAGAACUGAAAUCAUCUCUGGGGGAGGUAACGGCACAUCAAACUAUCGCAGGAACUCCAAAAUCUGGGGGUGCGAUAGUUCUCCAGAAUGAAGUUAUAGACGAGGUGCAGUUUCUGAAACUAUCAAAUGCAAACUUAACAGCCCAACUGAGCAAAACCCAAGAGGCCAACAUAGAGCUUGUUUCUAUUCUUCAAGAACUGGAGGAAACAAUAGAAAUACAGAGAGUGGAAAUGUCAAAAGUUCCCCACAUGAACGACGUGGUUGAUCAUGAGGUCUCCAAAAGUGAUUUGACAGUUCAAGAAGCUGCAGAAUUGGCUAGAAUGCUGUCACUAAAAGAAGAUGAAAUCACAUUUUUGAGGGAGAAGUUGGAUCGUAUUCUCAAUAUAGAAAAAGUCGAUGGUGCACGUCCUGAUGCAAUUUAUCUUGAAUUGGAAAAGGAGAAUGAUUUUUUGAAGGUCAAAAUACAGGAGCUUGAGAAUGAAUUUUCUGAAUUAACUGAGGAAAAUUUGAAGCUUAUAUACAAGUUGAAAGAAGUAAAUGGGGUAGGAAAAGGAGAGGAUCCCUGCAUUUCUAACAGUGAGGAGAUGUCCAGUGUAGAGAGAUCAACAUCUAAUGUAAAAGACCUGGAGAGAAAAUGUGCUGACCUUGAGCUGAAUCUGCUGAAUUUUAGGACUGAGUUCAAUGGGCUAGAAGAGAAUUUCCAGAAAAGCCAAGAGGAGUUAAAAGAGAGAACACUUGAAUUGUCUGAGAUGAGAGAAAAGCUUUUCCAUGCCACUGAGCUGGAGGGACUGGAAUCGGGUAGUGCAAGACGUGACCAAUUGGGAAGUGGAGAACCUGAUGAUACUGAAACUGACUUAGAUUUGAUGAAGCAUAGUGUUCUGCUGAAAGAACAGGAGAUUGAGGGUUUGCUACAUUCUGCAAAAGAAAUGGAGAACAUCAUUUCUGAUAUCCAGAAGGAGAAGAAUCAGUUGGAGGAGGAACGUUUGGCAGCAUCACUUAAAGAAAGUAGCAUGACUUUAAAAUCCUUGGAUGAGGUGCGAGAAGAUCUCAUUGUGCUUACGAGCAGUUUAGAUUCCCAUGUUUCUGCCAAUAAGGUUCUUGAAAAUAAGAUUAGUGAACUUGAAAGCUCCAAAAUCGGACUAGAGUCGCAUGUAUCAAAGCUGGAAAAUGAGAAUAUUGAGCUGUCAGAGUUCAUAUCUGAACUGGAGGCACAGCUGACUUCUCUGACAAGUGAAAAUGAGUCAACUAAGCUACAAAUGGAUGAUUAUAGAUCACUCAUCAUAAAUCUUAAGGAUGAAGUUGAUCAACAGCAAGCAGAGAUGGGAUCUCAAAAGUUGCAUGUAUCAAAGCUGGAACAUGAGAAUGUUGAGCUGUCAGAGUUCAUAUUUGAAAUGGAGGCACAACUAACUUCUCUGACAAGUGAAAUUGAGUCAACUAAGCUACAAAUGGAUGAUUCUAGAUCACUUAUCACAAAUCUUAAGGAUAAAGUAGAACAACAGCAAGCAGAGAUGGAAGCUCAAAAGUUGCAUGUCUCAAAGUUGGAAGAUGAGAAUAUUGAGUUAGCAAACUUCAUAUCUGAACUGGAGGCGCAGCUAACUUCUCUGACAAAUGAAAAUGAGUCAACUAAGUUACAAAUGGAUGAUUCUAGAUCACUUAUCACAAAUCUUAAGGACAAAGUAGAACAGCAGCAAGCAGAGAUGGAAGCUCAAAAAUUGCACGCAUCAAAGUUGGAGCAUGAGAACAUUGAGCUAUCAAAAUUGAUAUCUGAACUGGAGGCACAGCUGACUUCUAUGACAAGUGAAAAUGAGUCAAAUAAAGAAAUGGAUGACUCUGGAUCACUUAUCACAAAUCUUAAGGAUCAAGUAGAACAGCAGCAAGCAGAGAUGGAAGCUCAAAAAUUGCUUGUAUCAAAGCUGGAGCACGAGAACAUUGAGCUAUCAAAGUUGAUAUCUGAACUGGAAGCACGGCUGACUUCUUUGACGAGUGAAAAUGAGUCAAGUAAACAACUGGAUGAUUCUGGAUCACUUGUCACAAAUCUUAAGGAUCAAGUAGAACAGCAGCAAGCAGAGAUGGAAGCUCAAAAAUUGCUUGUAUCAAAGCUUGAGCACGAGAACAUUGAGCUAUCAAAGUUGAUAUCUGAACUGGAGGCACAGUUGACUUCUCUGACAAGUGAAAAUGAGCCAACUAAACUACAAAUGGAUAAUUCUGGAUCACUUAGCACAAAUAUUAAGGAUAAAGUAGAACAGCAGCAAGCAGAGAUGGAAGCUCAAAAGUUGCAUGUAUCAAAGCUGGCACAUGAGAAUAUUGAGCUAUCAAAGUUGAUAUCUGAACUCGAGGCACAACUUACUUCUCUGACGAGUGAAAAUGAGUCAACUAAGUUACAAAUGGAUGAUUCUGGAUCACUCAUCACAAAUCUUAAGGAUAAAGUAGAACAGCAGCAAGCAGAGAUGGAAGCUCAAAAGUUGCAUCUAUCAAAGCUGGAACAUGAGAAUAUUGAGCUAUCAAAGGUUAUAUCUGAACUGGAGGCACAACUGACUUCUUUGACAAGUGAAAAUGAGUCAACUAAGUUACAAAUGGAUGAUUCUGGAUCACUUGUCAUAAAUCUUAAUUAUAAAGUAGAACAGCAGUAUGCAGAGAUGGAAGCUCAAAAGUUGCAUGUAUCAAAGCUGGAACAUGAGAAUAUUGAGCUGUCAAGGUUCAUAUCUGAACUGGAGGCACAGCUGACCUCUCUGACAAGUGAGAAUGACUCAACUAAGCUACAAAUGGAUAAUUCUAGAUCACUUAUCACAAAUCUUAAGGAUAAAGUAGAGCAGCAGCAUGCAGAGAUGGAAUCUCAAAUGUUGGAACUUAAGCAAAAAUAUUUAGAAUCUCAAAGAAGAUUGUCAGAAGUACAAGAGGAUUCAGAGGCUCUAAGAAGGUCAAACUCAAAAUUACAGGCCACAGCUGAUAGUGUCGUUGAAGAAUGCAAUUCUCUUCAGACUCUGACAGCUGACCUAAAGAUGCAGAAGCUGGAAUUACAUGGCCGUUCUACACAGCUUGAGCAGGAAUUAGAUCAAUCAAAAAGAAAGAUGAUGGAUUUUUGCAAAACAGUGGAGUUCCUGGAGGCAAAACUUUCUUCACUUCAGAAAGAGAUAACUUCAAAAGAACAAUCUUUGCUUGCAGAGCUGGAGAAUAUAUUCCAGGAGCAUAAGGAACACGAAGAAAGGAUAACUCGUGCACAUUUCCUUUUAAACAAGAUUGAGAAUGAAAAGAUUGCUGAAGUGAAGAAUCUUGAGAGGGAGGUCAUGAGCCUUACUGCACAAGUGUCCUCAACAGACGGGGAGCGAGGAAGUGCUGACUUGGAUAGCAUACAUGAGGUCUCCAUCCUGCGAGCAGACAAGGCUAAUCUUGAAGAUGCCAAUGCUCAGAUGAGACAUUAUGAGUCUCAAUUGGAAGACCUUCAUAAGGAGUCUAAAACCAAAAUUAAAGGCAUGGCUGAUUCACUUAAUGCAUCUAAACAGAAUGAGGGAAUGCUGACAACAGAUGUUGAGCAUAUGAGAGGAUUGAUGGAAGCUGCUAGAUCCAAUGAAGAAAGCCUAAGGAAAACUUCAGACGAACUAGAAUUGAGGUACAAAUCCAGUGAUUACGAGAAACAGCAAAUAAUGGAAGAAAUUUGUGGACUAAAAAUCCAGGUCAACAAAAUGACAAGCCUCCAAGAUGAAGUUUUCAAUCUAAAAAGUUCCCUUGAGCAAGCUAAGUUUGAAAAAGGGAAAUUAGAAGAGCACCUGCAGUCAUUGUCUGAAGAAUGUGAAGAGGUAAAGACACAAAAGGCCAUGCUAACAGACAAACUCUCCUAUCUCCAGAGUACUUUGCACGAUGCUGGUGAUGAAAAUCAUAGCAAAUCCAUGCAAGAAAAGCUUAUAAUAAAUCAGGGUAAUGAUGAUGUUGCUAAUGGUAAUGGAAGUACUCCUGUUAAUGAGGAUCCAGACAUUCAAUCAAAGAUACAGUUACUGGAAACUAGACUUGCCGAAGCAUUGGAGGAAAAUAAAUUGUACAGGGCACAACUGCAAAGUCCAACGGAAGAGGGGCAAUCUAGUAACAGAGAUGAAAUGGAUAAUAAUGGUAACAGCAAGAUAGCACAACUGGAGUCAGAGCUAAACGACAUGCAGGAACGGUUACUCACUGUGAGCAUGCAGUAUGCAGAAGUAGAGGCUCAACGGGAAGAAUUAGUGAUGGAGUUAAAAAAUGCAAAUGCAAAGAAGGGACGAUGGUUCUAGAGUGGCGAGGAGCAACCCUGCACCAUAACCAUAAGGUUCAGACCGAAUAGCGCAGGACAGAUGUUGAAAAUGUCGGACCUUACCAGAUUUCGCAGACAAUCAAUGUGUGAAAACUGACCAACUGCAAGCUCGCUGAACUGCACUGUUAGGCAAAAGAAAAGAAGAUUUGGGCCCUGUUUGGAAGAGGGGUAUUGCCCAGUAAAGUAUUGUAAUGAAGCUCUCAAAAAAAUACCUUUAAUACAGGAUCUCAUGGUUCUCACUCAUCAGGUCUCAGUGACGAAGCGAUGACAUGAACGUUGGUCCUUCACACUCGGCAAUUUGGAGACCCUGCUACGCUUGAUUUCAACCUUUUAUUAGUUAUUGCAAGCAUAUGUAGUUUUUCGGGUUAGCCUAAAAUCAUGAGUCCAUAUGACCACAUGCAUCACUCUUCCCUUUACACAGAACCAGCAUAACUGUAAAUUAUGAAUUGCGUAACAGCUGAUAAGCGUAGUUGAUUUUAUUGAAUUGUAUAGCACAUCACAUGAUAUACUUUUGUAGACUAAUGUUCUUUCCUGUGUAUAUAGUGUAUCCACUUAGUCCUUUAA